Molecule: messenger RNA, 567 nt
Organism: Coffea arabica (coffee)
Lineage: Eukaryota; Viridiplantae; Streptophyta; Magnoliopsida; Gentianales; Rubiaceae
Molecular function (GO): RNA-DNA hybrid ribonuclease activity; nucleic acid binding
Source: RefSeq, a predicted model, not a curated record
AUGGAAUUCAAGGAAGCUGUGGAACUAGAAGGAAGAGCUGGCAUUGCUGAAGCAACCCCCAAUCAGCAUUUUAGAAGAUGGAAGCCUCCAAUAGAAGGUGCGUACAAGAUAAACACUGAUGCUGCAAUUUCAGCACAGAUGAUCAGAACUGGUAAAGGAAUUGUUGCUAGGAACUGGAAAGGAGAGAUCAUGAAAGUUUGGGCCAUAAUGGAGGAGAAGAUAGGGGAACCAGAACUAGAGGAGGCUACGGCAAUCAGAGCAGCAAUGCAACUAGGAAAAGAAGCAGGCUGGAGGAAGAUUGAAAUACAAUCAGACUGCAAAAGUGUGAUAGACUGCAUCCUAACAGUCUCAUGCAACAACUGCAACUGUGCUGUGAUAUUGGAGGACAUACAAAAGCUAAGGGAGUUUUUUGAUCAAUGCAAUUUCUCCUUUAUAUAUAGGGAAGGAAAUGAAGUGUGUCAUAGGCUAGCAAAAUUUGCCUUGAAACUAGUUAAUGAUGUAUAUUGGGAAUCAAAUUUCCCAGGCUGGAUUAAGGAUCUAGCAAGAAAGGAUUGUGAGGGCAGCUAG